UCCUUUCCCGCGAAGGACCCUCAGGCGCCGCGCGGGCAGCCCCGGCUGGGCCCGGCAGAGGCGGCGGCGCGCUGUGAAGAGUCAUCCUCCGGCCGAAUCCCUUGGCGAGUGUCCCCCCACCCCUCCUCUGAAGAUGGCCGACUCCACCGGUGCCGCGGAGGCGCGUCCGAACCGGGCCGAGGGGCCGAGAAGAUAGAAAUGAAACAGCUGUGAAAGAGGCCCACCAGUGGACAUGAGUCACUCCACCGCAGAAGACCCCCCUCCGGGAGAGGAGACCCCAGCGGAGACCUCGGCCCCCGUGGCGCCCCCGGGAGACAGCGGUGGGCCGGCCCUGGGGGUCAUCACGGAAGGGGUGGGCGAGCUGGCCGUGAUCGACCCCGAGGUGGCCCAGAAGGCCUGCCAGGAGGUCCUGGAGAAGGUCAAGCUGAUGCACUGCGUCUCGCCGGACGGCUCCAUCCGGGCCAAGGACAGGAAGGGCGGGGGCCGCUGGCCGGGGCUGAACGGCGACUGCUGCGAGAUCAAGUGCCUGGACGACCCCCCCGAGAAGAUCUGGGAGGAGGACGAGCAGCCCCCCAACUCCGUCAAGGGCGUCCGGCUGCGCCAGAAGAACAACUCGGCCAAGCAGUCGUGGCUGCUGCGGCUCUUCGAGUCCAAGCUCUUCGACAUCUCCAUGGCCAUCUCCUACCUCUACAACUCCAAGGAGCCCGGCGUGCAGGCCUACAUCGGCAACCGGCUCUUCUACUUCCGCCACGAGGAGGUCGGCUUCUACCUGCCGCAGCUGCUCAACAUGUACAUCCACAUGGACGAGGACGUGGGCGACGCCAUCAAGCCCUACAUCGUGCACCGCUGCCGGCAGAGCAUCAACUUCUCCCUGCAGUGCGCCCUGCUGCUGGGCGCCUACUCCUCCGACAUGCACAUCUCCACCCAGCGCCACUCGCGCGGCACCAAGCUGCGCAAGCUCAUCCUCUCCGACGAGCUCAAGCCGGCCGCCCGGAAGAGGGAGCUCCCCCCGCUGGGGCCGGCCCCCGAGGCCGGGCUCUCCCCCACCAAGCGGACUCACCAGCGCUCCAAGUCGGACGCCACCGUCAGCGUCAGCCUGGGCAGCAACCUGAAGCGCACCGCCAGCAACCCCAAGGUGGAGAACGAGGAGGAGCCCGUCCGCCUGGCCCCCGAGCGGGAAUUCAUCAAGUCGCUGAUGGCCAUUGGGAAGCGGCUGACCACUCUGCCCACCAAGGAGCAGAAGACGCAGAGGCUCAUCUCCGAGCUCUCCCUGCUCAACCACAAGCUGCCCGCCCGGGUCUGGCUGCCCACCGCCGGCUUCGACCACCACGUGGUACGAGUGCCCCACACCCAGGCGGUGGUCCUGAACUCCAAGGACAAGGCUCCCUACUUGAUCUACGUGGAAGUACUUGAGUGCGAAAACUUUGACACCACGAACGUCCCAGCCCGGAUCCCCGAGAACCGGAUCCGCAGCACCCGCUCGGUGGAGAACCUGCCCGAGUGCGGCAUCACCUACGAGCAGCGCGCCAGCAGCUUCACCACCGUGCCCAACUACGACAACGACGACGAGGCCUGGUCUGUGGACGACAUCGGGGAGCUGCAGGUGGAGCUGCCCGAGUUACACACCAGUAGCUGCGACAACAUCUCGCAAUUCUCGGUGGACAGCAUCACCAGCCAGGAGAGCAAAGAACCGGUUUUCAUUGCUGCAGGAGACAUCAGGCGGCGUCUCUCUGAGCAGCUGGCCCACACGCCCACCUCCUUCAAGAGGGACCCCGAAGACCCCUCGGCCGUCGCCCUGAAGGAGCCCUGGCAGGAGAAAGUGAGGCGGAUCCGAGAGGGCUCCCCUUACGGCCACCUGCCCAACUGGCGGCUCCUGUCCAUGAUUGUCAAGUGCGGGGACGACCUCCGUCAGGAGCUGCUAGCCUUCCAAGUGCUCAAGCAGCUGCAGGCCAUCUGGGAGCAGGAGAGAGUCCCGCUGUGGAUCAAGCCUUACAAAAUCCUGGUCAUCUCCGCCGACAGCGGCAUGAUCGAGCCGGUGGUCAACGCCGUCUCCAUCCACCAGGUGAAGAAGCAGUCCCAGCUCUCCCUGCUGGACUUCUUCCUGCAGGAGCACGGCCAGUUCACCUCCGAGGGCUUCCUCACCGCCCAGCGCAACUUCGUCCAGAGCUGCGCCGGCUACUGCCUGGUCUGCUACCUGCUGCAGGUGAAGGACAGGCACAACGGCAACAUCCUGCUGGACGCGCACGGCCACAUCAUCCACAUCGACUUCGGCUUCAUCCUCUCCAGCUCCCCCCGUAAUCUGGGUUUCGAAACCUCGGCCUUCAAACUGACCGCCGAGUUUGUGGAUGUGAUGGGCGGCAUUGGGGGAGACAUGUUCAACUACUUCAAGAUGUUGAUGCUUCAGGGCCUGAUCGCCGCUCGCAAACACAUGGACAAGGUGGUGCAGAUCGUGGAGAUCAUGCAGCAAGGCUCCCAGCUUCCUUGCUUCCACGGCUCCAGCACCAUCCGGAACCUGAAGGAGCGCUUCCACAUGAACAUGACGGAGGAGCAGCUGCAGGUGCUGAUCGAACAGCUGGUGGACGGCAGCAUGCGCUCGCUCACCACCAAGCUCUACGACGGCUUCCAGUACCUCACCAACGGCAUCAUGUGACGACCGGAACCAAACCUUCCCUUCCGGCGGCUCUCCUGUCUCCCCACCCCUUCCUCCUCCUCCCGGCCCAGGGUCCGGGACAGACUGGACGGAGGCCGCUGGGCUGGGCCUCUGCAAGAAAGAGGGAGGCAGCCGCAGGAGGGGCCCUGGGAGACUUUGGAUUGUAAAUGGGGAUUGGGGGGGGCAUUGCGUCUCCCUCCCACCCCCAAACGUGAAGGAUCAUGCACAAGGACCUUGUCAAGAUUCGCCUCCGGAGGAGGGACAGAACCGAGAGUCGCGCUCUCCCCGGCGGCCCCUUCCUCGGAUCUUUUUUAUUUCAGUAUUACAACUCCUCCUCCUCCUCCUCCUCUGUGUCCCCCUGUUUUCCAGCCCCUCGCCUGUAUUUUGGGGGGGUCCAGCGGGGGCGGGGGGAGAUGGAAUGGGGUUGGGAGGAAGGAGCCCCCCCUUUAGGGCUCCAUUUCUCCCGUGCAGUUGGGGAGUAUUCCCCCACCUCCGGACUCGCACAAGGCGCGAGAGAGAGUGUGUAUGUGUUUGUGUGAAUGUGUGUGUACCUUGUGUCACUAAUGAAGUGGUUCCCCCCCCCCCCUACCCAUUUUCCUCCCUGGAGAGUUGAAUGCAAAGAUGGGGUGCUAAGCAUCGCUCUUCCCCGAUUCUUCACUGCUUGAAGCACAACUCCAGCCUCCCUUGAAUUGGGGGUGGGGGCAUUGGCAGGAUAUCUCCCCAUCCCUGGGGGGGGGGGGGAGGAAGCGUGGAAUGCAGCUGAUGGGUGACAGGUUCAAGCCCCCUCCACCAGAUUGCUGCAAGAAUUUAGGGGUCCACAAAUAUGCCCUGGGAAGCCCCCCCCCCAUUAACAGGGGCCUGCUCCAAGUCUUUCCCCUUGGGGUGGGCUGGGGGCUUAAGACCCCAAGAUUCCCCAGCUUGCCCUUGGCCAAACCAACUUCCUCUCUAGGAAUGGAGCAGGAGCCCCUUCCUCUUCCAGCAGCCAUGUCUCCUUACAGGCA
Molecule: messenger RNA, 3651 nt
Organism: Thamnophis sirtalis
Lineage: Eukaryota; Metazoa; Chordata; Lepidosauria; Squamata; Natricidae
Source: RefSeq, a predicted model, not a curated record